Neopelma chrysocephalum (saffron-crested tyrant-manakin) is the source of this 1416-nucleotide messenger RNA. RefSeq names its product centromere protein Q (gene CENPQ). Lineage: Eukaryota; Metazoa; Chordata; Aves; Passeriformes; Pipridae. The transcript is spliced from 9 exons. The coding region runs from base 116 to 967 and encodes 283 amino acids. The record is from RefSeq and is a predicted model, not a curated record.
GGGGAGCGGUGCAUGCCGGGAGUUGUAGUCCUCGCGCCAUCUCUUGUGCCCUGUGAAAGCUGUCCCACAGCAUCGGUAGUUGUGGAGGGGAAAGACAGCGCUUACUUACCAGAUAAUGAAACCCCGCCACACACCUUCCACUAAAAUGGGGGAGACCCCUGGUGGGAGAUCAGCAAAAAACCCUUUUAAGUCUCAACACAAACUGAAGCCUUCCAGCAAAAAAAAAGGAACAGAUGGAGAAGGAAGAAAACAAGGUCAAAAAAGACAGCAGGUCACUGAGACAGUCAAAAGGACAGUUAAGGAGCAGAGAGACUAUUCCCCUGGAGGAGAAAAUGUUUCUUCAAAAAAAGUGAAGCUUUCCAGUGCUACAAUAGGAUCUUGGCAGACUCUCUCAGAGAGCAGUAGACAAUUUCUGGAAACUGUAGUGGAUUCAGCAGUACUAUCUGUUUUGUGCCAACAGAGGAAGGAAAAAGAUGAUGUUCAGAAGCACCUCAAUGUACUGAAAAAAAGGGUGCUGAGAGUUUUCAAGACUUUAAAGGUGCCUCCAGGGAAGCUGGACAGCCUGAAGAAUAUCCCAAGCCUUCAAAUGGCAGAGAGACAAAUGCUUGAGGCAAAUGAGGAAUCUUUGGCACAACUGCAGGAAGAAAUAACUGAAGCUGAGCGAUCAGCAGAGCGCAUUGAGGAAAAUGUGCAGCAACUGCAGUACAAAAUCCAGCUGCUGAAGAACCAGUUAGAGGAAGAUGAAAAAGAGGCCAGGAAGGUAUUCCAGGAAAAUGGCAGUGGUGCACUCCACCUUCCAGAACUCCCCAAGCACAGUUUGCAGGCACCCACUUUGCAAGAAGAAAUUUUGAAGACAAAGAAUCAGAAAGGUCUUUUAAAGGAUCUGAACACUAUUCAGCAGUCAGCUGACUUGAAGAACUUGUUAACCCUCAUUGAAAAGACCUACGAGAAGGUGGACUUGCUUUGAGAAGAUGAAAUGUGUGGAGUCUCCUUUGAAGGAGAUAAUGUCGGCCAGCACUCUGUGUUAAUGUAGAGCAGCAGGAUGCUCAGCAUGGAAACUGUUUUCUUUCUGAUGGCUUUGCUGUUGUGACUGCUGAAUUUCUCUUAAAACAUUUUCUGUGAAUAUUGGUAUAUAAAUCUGUAGAUAAAUCACUGGAGUCCCAGAAUGUAUGUCAUCUAUCAAGGAUUCUUUUGGGUUUUGACUUGUGAUAACUUCUAAUGUUGAUAUAUCCUGUCUUAGGAGAAGGGAGGGAAAUGGAUCCUGGGUUAUUUGGGCAUUUUUAUAGAAUUAGGCAACUAUUCCAUUACAUUUGCACAUCUGUAUUUACAUCUGUAGAUCACUGAAGGCAGAAUCUCUUAUCAAAGUAAGAGUUAAAUCCUCUUUAAACCUGAACCACCUAGUAAAAAUAUGAUUUU